Molecule: messenger RNA, 312 nt
Organism: Peronospora farinosa
Lineage: Eukaryota; Oomycota; Peronosporomycetes; Peronosporales; Peronosporaceae
Source: the annotation of a GenBank genome assembly
AUGUCUGGGAGCGAGAUCUACAGCGCCAUAGAUCUGACAGACGGUUUCUAUCAGAUCCUCAUGAGGGACUGUGACAUUCCGUUCACUGCGGUCAGCACCCCAAGCGGGAUGCUUUGGGAGUGGUUAGUCAUGCCACAAGGUCUUAAGAAUGCUCCAGCUACGUUCAAUCGGAUGGUGACACAAGUACUUCGCCCACUUUGCGACUUUGCACCGAGCUACUUUGACGAUAUCUUUGUUCACAGCCGCGCUGAGCAAAAGUUCAGCGCUACGGAGGUACUUGAAGCAGGUGUUUCAAGUAAUGCACGAGAAUAA